Molecule: messenger RNA, 207 nt
Organism: Entrophospora sp. SA101
Lineage: Eukaryota; Fungi; Glomeromycota; Glomeromycetes; Entrophosporales; Entrophosporaceae
Source: the annotation of a GenBank genome assembly
AUGUCUGAAUAUAUUGAAGACAAAGAUACUGAAGCGGUUUUAUUAAAACCAAUACAACAUCAUAUUAUAGUAUCAUAUCAUGCAUUUUAUGAUAUAUUACUGAUUGAAAAAUAUGAAUUUGAAAAUUUUCCUAAGCCAAUCGCAAAUGUUGAAGAGUUUCAAUAUUGGAUGGCUAAAGAGUUAUCGUUAGAUUAUGAUCAAUCAUAG